UACACUCUUUUACUUUUAUAUGUACAUAUGAAGCUUUUAAAGACAGGCUGUGGAAUCUGGCCAGGGCUACCUACAUGGGGAGGUUUAAAACCCUUAUGGAAGAGUUCAAGAAAGAGGAUGGGCCAUCUUUUAAGUGGCUUGCUAAGCGUGAACCCUACCACUAGUCUUGAUCACAUUUUAGUUUCGCCCCAAAUUGUGACAUGCUGUUGAACAACAUGUGUGAGUCAUUCAAUGCUGCAAUACUAGAUGCUAGGGACAAGCCUAUAAUAACCAUGCUAGAGAGGAUUAGGAUUUAUAUGAUAAGGCAUUUAGUGAAGAGGAGGGAUUCUGUUAAAAAAUGGCAUGGUCAGAUAGGUCCAGAGAUUGUGAAGUUGUUAGAGAAGAACAUUGCACUAUGGAAAGAGUACAUUGUUUUCUUAACUGGGGAUAGCCAGUUUGAAACUAGAGGUUUUCGUGGAAACAAUUUUUGUGUUGACAUGACAGCCAAUACAUGCUCUUGUAGAAGAUGGGAGUUGGUAGGUAUCCCUUGUGCACAUGCACUUUGUGUCUUGAGGGAGUCAAACCAAAAACCUGAGGAUAUUGUGGAUAAGUACUACAAGAAGCUGACCUACCUCAAUACCUACAAGCAUGUAAUCUACCCCAUGAAUGGAAAGGAUAUGUCUAAAGAUUGUGAAGUUGUUCGAGAAGAUCAUUGCACUAUGCAAGGAGUACGUUGUUGUCUUAACUGGGGACAACCUGUUUGAAACUAGAGGUUUUCAUGGAAACAAUUUUUGUGUUGACAUGACAGGCAAUACAUGCUCUUGUAGAAGAUGGGAGUUUACAGGUAUCCCUGUGCACAUGCACUUUGUGUCUUGAGGGAGUCAAACAAAAAACCUGAGGAUAUUGUGCAUAAAUACUACUAGAAGCAGACCUACAUCACUACCUACAAGCAAGUAAUCUACCCCAUGAAUUGAAUGGAUAUGUGGGAACAGACAAGCAAACCACCAAUUCAACCCCCACAUUACACUAGGAAGGGAGGGAGGCCCAAGAAAUGCAGGAGAAGGGAUGCAGAUGAGCCACCUGCUCCAAGUGAUGGAACUAAGAAAAUGAGAAGGAAUCUGAAGAAACUGAGUUGUAGAAGAUGUGGGGGAAAGGGGCACAAUGUGAGGACUUGCCCAUCUGGCUUUACAGCUCCGAGUUCCACAGAAAUACAUUGCAGUCAGCCACAAUCACGACCAAUGUUCACUAUGCCAUCACAAGCAUCACAGCCCACACCCGCAACUUCAAGAAUUCCGAAGGCCGCCUCUAGAAGGGGUGGUAUAGUUACAAGGGGAGGAGCAGCUAGAAGGGGACGUAGGUGCGGCUAUUUAAAUUUCUAUCUUGCUACUUCUAUGGUGCAGCCUUGUUUUGAUACAGUUAAUGGCUGAAAUGCCUUCUUUUGCUACUUUUAUGGCACAACCUUGUUUUGAUACUGUUUUGGAAAUGGCUUCUUUUGCUACUGUUCUUUCAGCCUUGUUUUGGCUGUAAAAGCCUUCUUUUGAUGGUAUUAUGUUGAUGCUUGUGCUACUGUUAUAUGGCUAUUCAUGCCUUGUUUUGGUACUACUUUUAUGGAACCAUUAUUUUUGUGGUA
Rhododendron vialii is the source of this 1609-nucleotide messenger RNA. RefSeq lists its product as uncharacterized. Gene Ontology annotation, molecular function: zinc ion binding. The coding region runs from base 201 to 743 and encodes 180 amino acids. The record is from RefSeq and is a predicted model, not a curated record. The transcript is spliced from 3 exons. Lineage: Eukaryota; Viridiplantae; Streptophyta; Magnoliopsida; Ericales; Ericaceae.